GAUAAACUUAUGAGAAAAUGUGGGUGUGUAUGAAUGCGUGGAUGUUUAUGUGCAUCUUCGGGGACUGUUUGCGGCGUCAGAGUAAAGUUCUUACGAAGCUUCAGGUGUUGUGAUAUGCUGUACCGUUUGUCAUGAACUGCGACAACCACAGCUGAGCACUAUGGCUAAACUGGAGUGGAGGAGAAUAAUUCACUGGGGUCCACUGACUGCUUUAGGAAUUGUCAAAAUCAUUACUUUCAUGAUGGUACACUGCUGCAGUAUGUGGUGGCCACCAGCAGAGUCCAUUAGUGGCUUUAUUAACUUGGCAGUUUUCAUGCUAUUUAGUGGAUUGACAAUAUGUAAUUUCCUAAAUGCCAUUUUUGAUGGCCCAGGAUACCUACCACCAAACUGGCAACCAGAGAAUCCAGACGAUUCGGAAUACCUGCAGUUCUGUAAUGUGUGUCAUGGUUAUAAAGCUCCAAGAUCUCACCAUUGUGGGAAAUGUGGUCACUGUGUGAUGAAGAUGGAUCAUCACUGUCCAUGGAUCAACAAUUGUGUGGGACAUCGUAACCAUGGGUAUUUUACUGCCUUUUUAUUUUUUGCUGUAUGUGGCUGCUUGCAAGCAAGCAUUGAGCUGACAUGCUGUUUGUACAGAGCACUUAAUCGGGUUUGGUAUCUAUACUAUGGUAAUGGCACAGAACCAAUUGUUUACCUUGGAACAUCAAUGUUGGUACUGUGUGUAUUGGCCCUUGGACUUGCAAUUGGGGUUGUUUUGGCUGUCGGAAUGCUGCUUUACUUCCAGCUCCGUGCAGUAUUCAGAAAUCGGACUGCCAUUGAAGAUUGGAUAAUGGAGAAAGCAAAACAUCGUCGUAAGGGCACAGAUGAAAUUUUCAUUUUCCCGUAUAACUUGGGAUGGAAACAUAAUUUUAGACAGGUGAUAAAUUGGUCGCUGGUUCCUGCCGGUGAUGGUGUCUUCUGGCCUGUAGCAGAUGGGUGCAAUCAGUUCACUCUGACUAUGGAGCAAAAAGAACAAAAGGCUGAAAAACGCAGUCAGUCUCGAACAUACAUAGUUAGAGACAGUUACUGUGGUUCGUGGGUUCCUGUAUCCAAAGGGUGGCGCAUAUUACUUUAUGCACCUUGUACAGAUGAACAUCGUCUUCCUCUUGAUCAAGGCGAUGUUGUAUUAGUUACAAGAUGGAGAAGAUACUGGCUGUUUGGUGAAAAACAGAAAGGGGCCAAGGUAGUUGGACAUCGAGGAUGGUUCCCCCGCUGUUGUGUUGUAGAAUUGGCUGAAGCAAUACCAAAUGAUUUUGAUAAGAAUAAAUAAGUAACCCAUUCCAGAAAAUGUAUCAUACUUUUAAAGCAUUGAUAAUAUCAUUGUGAGGUACUAUGUCUUCCCCCCCCCCCCCCCCCCCCACGUUUUUCCUCUGCCUUUUCUCUCUCUCUCUCUCCAUAUUUAUUUUUCCCUCUUCCUUCCUCUUCUGCCCCUUCACCACUCUCGUUCUCACUUUGUUAUGUGGCAUCCUUGUAUCAGUGGAGAGCUCCUGAAUUAACAAUAAAUGAAGAUUUCAUAGUAAUUUUGUUUCAGCUGUCUUUGGUGGUUGAAACAAACACCUUGAAACUCAAAAUGAAAACCAUAUGUUGUAACAAAUAAUAAUAAUAAAUAGACAGUGCUGAUUUGAAACUAUUGAUUUUUCCCUACAUCUUUUUUGUUCCUUAUUAUUGUGGUCCUGUCUUCCAGUUCACAUUGCUUACCUGUCCUCCUUGUUCGCUCUCAUCUUUUUUUGCUUUUCUUUUUCUCCGUAUAAUCUUAUUUUUGCACUAUCUGCAUCUCCUUUCCCCUGGAGUUAUUGAUCUGUCUGUUGCCCUGAACUUCUGAACAUAAGUUCUCCUUGUCCCUCCAUUUACGCAAUUUCAUUAUAUCUUAUUAUUUUGCCGAAUAUCUAGUGUUAGCUGCUUGAGGUUCAAAUUGUGUAUUCCUUCUUGCUCUCAAUUCAGCUCUUUGUCUUUUUUCAAGCCAAAGUCCUAUCAACUUUUUUCAUACCUCUGGUUCCUUUUUUACAUUGCCUUUACACAUGCCUUAAAAGGUACAAAAACUUGCAAUUACAGUAAGUACCGCCAUUUAUUUAUUGGUUGCCACAAGUCAUAUAACAUUUUGACUGAUAAAAGUACCAGUGGGUAUUGUGCAUCGCUUCCAUUUCCACAGAUAAUAACAAUGUUAAGAGAGAUCUUUCUAUUUGACUGAUAGAAAAGUGAUUUCCUAGACAUCUUAUUGUUUGUGAAUUGAUCUCAACCUUAAAUGUUUUUGUUAUUGUAUAUGUUUUUAUACAUUUCAUGGACCAGAUUUGUUAUAUUAUAAUGUUUUUAUUACAUAGUUAUGAAUAUGUAUUAACAAAUUAGUAAUUGUUGUUUAAAAGCACAGUGUUUCAGUUGUUCAACAUUUUUCAUGUCUUUCACAUAUGACAUGCUUUUGCAUGUGGUGACUUUUUGUUGUGAAUUGUGUGCACAUGUUAAUAAUGAUAUUUUUAUUCAUUGUGUAAACUGGGGGGUACCCUUUAGUUUGCAGUGCUGGUAAUCAGUUAAGAAACAUAUGGUGUAUGCUGCAGCCUUUAGAUAUCUAUGUGCGUUUGUUUUAGAUGUAUAUAUGAAUUUAUCCUUGCAGUUUUAAUUAUUUGAUACUGCUUAUUUGAUGCAUUCAGUGCAGUUAAUUGAAAUUGUUCCGAAAGGACUGAUUCCAUUGUACAUUGUCCUAUGAAUUAUCACAGAUUCAUUUUUAUAUGUCUUUAGAAAGUUUGUAAAUUGCUUUUUUUCACAAAAAGGCUUUAGCGUAAUUAUCCCUUAACCUCAAUAAAAUUAUUGGAGACUGAACAUAUCACUAAAUUUGCAAACAGAACUAGCAGACACAUCUUGUUUUUAUAAAAAGAGGUGAGCAUUGCAGCCAAAUUUGAAUACUUUCUGAUUUUUAAAACAAUUUCUAUGCGAAUAACAGGAAUUAUAUUUAUAUUUCUACUAGCUGUUUUAAUGUAAGGGAUAGUUGCUUCACUAGAAAAUGAAGAAGUGUGAAUUUUCAUCAUCUACCAGAAUGGCACUUUAUUGCUGUUUUAUUAUUCAUUCCUACAGUUUAAAAGAAAUCAGUUUUUCCUGUGGCUACAUCAUCAGGUACAGAAGUGCACACUGCUACGUGCAUGCACACACACUUAAUGUAUUCCAUAAAUGACUAAAUGAAUGUUAAUGCUUUUGCUUUACUUUUGAUUUAUUGCUCUCAUGGUAACCAAAGAACUUUAGUUUCUUAUAUGUGCCAUACUUUAAACUAAUGCAGGGGAGAAGCAACGUAAUAUCACACGUGCCUGUAGCUCUGUGCCUUGUACAAUUUUUAGAUAUGAAAAAAAUCUCCCAUCACAUUAGACAUGACAGCUAUUUAUUGUGAAAAAUUGAUUUCUUGUCCUGAAAAAUCAUCUAUUCAUUUAGUAUAUAAGAUGUUAGUUGGUGUACUAUUUUAAUACAUUUUUUCUUCAAAGUGAAAAUACAAAAUACAGUUUAGUGCUUACUGUACCUGUACUUACAUGUUAUAGCAGAAUUGUAGACAUCAAAAAAAUUCUUUUAUUGUUAGAGAUCCAAUGAACAUUUUUAUAAUGUUUAAGAUUGUGAUAUAAAAUAAAAUCCAACCUGUUAAAAAUAAAUAUUUUGUUAUUUUAAAAG
This is a messenger RNA of Schistocerca nitens (vagrant locust), 3678 nucleotides long. Its product is annotated as palmitoyltransferase ZDHHC6. Gene Ontology annotation, biological process: protein palmitoylation. The record is from RefSeq and is a predicted model, not a curated record. Gene Ontology annotation, molecular function: protein binding; palmitoyltransferase activity. The coding region runs from base 161 to 1306 and encodes 381 amino acids. Gene Ontology annotation, cellular component: Golgi apparatus. Lineage: Eukaryota; Metazoa; Arthropoda; Insecta; Orthoptera; Acrididae. The transcript is spliced from 9 exons.